AACGUCAAAAGCCGCUCUCAGCAGCGGAACCGUCAUCACCAGUCAUCGCAAGUUCCGGCUGUAACCUUUCUUUUGGUACUGCGUGCCUCUCUAGGCAGGUUGCAAAGUGUUGUGUAGAGACAUAAGAUGACUAAGGGUACGUCCAGCUUUGGAAAGCGGCACAACAAAACCCAUACGUUGUGCCGCCGUUGUGGUAGAUCGUCGUACCACAUCCAGAAGCAUACUUGCUCGCGUUGUGGCUAUCCGGCAGCCAAGAUCCGAUCAUAUAACUGGUCGGAGAAAGCUAAGCGCAGGAGGACCACCGGUACUGGCCGCAUGCGUUACCUGAAGGUGGUGCGUCGCCGUUUCCGCAACGGAUUCCGCGAGGGUCAGGUGGCGAAGCCGCGCAAGGCCGCAGCUUAAUAAUUUAACACACGCAUCCCUCUGCUUUCCUUUUUCUGCAAAUACACAACACAUUGUUUACCAAGCAAAGCUAAAUCCUUGCUUUCGAAGAAAAGGUUACAUUGUAAUCUAGGAAAAAAAAUCAUUCUUCCUUUAGCGUUGGUCUGGUUUUGAGAUAAAACAAGGAAAUAUUCACGCGUGAAAUCGAUUGAAUUGUUUUGGGGGGAAAUCAGAUGAACGAUUUGUGAAACGAGGGACAGGAAUGAAAAAACCAAGCUAUAAUUAUCAAUCCUGCUAAAUUUGCUGUGUUAAUUGUAUGCUGCCUGGUAAAAAUGUUUUGCUGGUACCAAUGUAAUGGAAUGCUAACAAGGAAGUGAAUAAAAAUUCGAAACAAAAUACAAAUGAAA
Messenger RNA from Anopheles funestus (African malaria mosquito), 788 nucleotides. It is a transcript of the gene RpL37a, whose product is annotated as probable 60S ribosomal protein L37-A. NCBI's taxonomy places the organism in Eukaryota, Metazoa, Arthropoda, Insecta, Diptera, Culicidae. The transcript is spliced from 3 exons. Gene Ontology annotation, molecular function: RNA binding; structural constituent of ribosome. Gene Ontology annotation, biological process: translation. Bases 127 to 402 code for a protein of 91 amino acids. Gene Ontology annotation, cellular component: cytosolic large ribosomal subunit; ribosome. The record is from RefSeq and is a predicted model, not a curated record.